Molecule: messenger RNA, 996 nt
Organism: Phytomonas sp. EM1
Lineage: Eukaryota; Euglenozoa; Kinetoplastea; Trypanosomatida; Trypanosomatidae
Source: the annotation of a GenBank genome assembly
AUGUUAGAGGAGCUUCUUGAUUAUCGCCUCACUGAACGUCAUUUUUUGCUUGAGCUUCAGAUGGCGAUUAUUCAGGGAUUGAUGGAUGAGUCAAAUGCUUAUGCUUCAGAGCACACUAACUCGUUAGACCUUCUCGAAGAAUUUGUUAGACUUUUAGAUGCUGCUCGUGCGAGUGAGCAGGAUCUCCGGAAGCGCCUUAUCGUUAGCGAGGAGCAGCGCUGUGAUUUGCAACGACUUUGCGAUGAGAGACGCGUUCGGCCUUCUAAGAUCGCUGAAUCCACCUCUUCAGGCGUUUUGCAUAAGGCUGAUUCGACUAUUAGCGGUGAGAAAAUUCACGAACUCUCUCGUGAGGAGCUAAAAGAUCUUCUCGAGGCGCUGAUUCGUGAACGGAAUGCCUUGCGGGAGUCCUCCGCGUGGUUGGAGCAGGGGCAGGCCGAGGCGGUCGGCACCCUGCAUGAUCGUAUCGCCUUGCUCACGGAGGAGUUGCAGCACAAGUCACGUGAGCACACCGACGCGGUCGAAAAGUUGGAGGAUUUCGUUGGCUUGCUUGAAUCGGCUCAUACGAAUGAGUAUUCCGCGCUCGUUGAAAUCGAGAAUCGGGAUAAUAAGCUUCUAGAUAUGCAGGCAGAACGGGAUGAGGAGCAGAUUCGCUACCGUCGUACUCUCGGCCGGGUGCAAGGCAACGUUACCUCCCAAGCGGGGCCGAACGUUGCGCGUCCUCAUGACGUGCUUUACUCCGUAAAAGAGGUGAUCGCGCACCUUCGUGAUCAGAUUGAGCGUUUGAAACUGGAAAAAGAGGCACUGAGUGCGGAUCUCGAGCAAACUCAGCAAGGGCAUCGCGAGGUGGUUGCUGCACUGAACGGGCAUAUCCAAAUCUUGAUGAAAGAGCUCAACACACGGAUUCGCGGCAGCCAGCAGUCCGCCUCCAGCGCCUUGGAGCUUCUCCGCGAGAUCGAGGUGCUCCAAGCCGCGGAGGGGGCUUUAGCGGAUGAUUGA